Magallana angulata is the source of this 752-nucleotide messenger RNA. RefSeq lists its product as uncharacterized. The record is from RefSeq and is a predicted model, not a curated record. The transcript is spliced from 3 exons. Bases 228 to 560 code for a protein of 110 amino acids. Lineage: Eukaryota; Metazoa; Mollusca; Bivalvia; Ostreida; Ostreidae.
CACAAAACUUAAGUGUUGUGGGUAGACAUUAACUGAGCAAAGAUAAUAAUUCAACCCUUAAAAACACGGAUUUCAACGGGGAAUUGCCUUUGUGGAUGAAAUUGAAUUCUCAAAGACGAGGAAAAUACAAGAAAGGAGGAAAAAAUCGAAUUUUCAUCUGACGACGUCAUUGUGUAGACGUGGCGUGUUAGCAAUCUGGACUUAUUUUGAAAAAUAUAUUUGUAACCAUGAAAGUUGAUGGACUCAACAAUAAAGAUGUGGACAGCCUCCACCCGACGAGUAUGGCCGAGAACACAGGACAAGGGGAAAGCCCACCAGUAAAACCAAAUGACGACAAGACAAAAAUGGCGGGGAAAGAGAAAGCAAUCAAAGGAACUCGUCCUGAUCCAACAAAGAAAAUUUUAUUAAUGGAAUGGAACAAACGCCUUGACCCUAAUGCCCCUGACACGUAUAGCGAAAUAGAUAUAGAUAUGGAGGAUGAUAUUGAUGAAGACGACCUUCCUGUAAUUCCUAAGGAUGUCGCCGAUAGAGCGAUUGAAGCGAAUAAAAAGCCUUCAUGACUUUAAGGAUAAUAAAUUGGUGACAUUAAAAUGGUCCGAAAACCAUGCUACAAACCAGGAUCUGAACUCUUCAGUGCACACAGUAUACGCAAAUGUAAUUACUGAACAUUACCGGUAUACCGUUCAAUUAUAUGACAAUAUGUUUAUAUGUUUAUCUAUGAAUGUUUAUUAAUAAAAGAAUCUAUUGCUGAU